Messenger RNA from Ixodes scapularis (black-legged tick), 2483 nucleotides. RefSeq lists its product as uncharacterized. The transcript is spliced from 3 exons. Bases 35 to 1870 code for a protein of 611 amino acids. NCBI's taxonomy places the organism in Eukaryota, Metazoa, Arthropoda, Arachnida, Ixodida, Ixodidae. The record is from RefSeq and is a predicted model, not a curated record.
AGUGGGUGGUCCCCGCUGCUUGACGAAGACCAGCAUGCUUGACCGCGACAGCAACGACGACGGCGGCGGCGACUUCAGAGACACGAAAUUUCCAGGCCCAUGUAACACGCGGUUCCCUUUCCCUUCCUCGAGGAGGCCGAGACGCGAGACGCUUCCAGCAGCGGCGAGCCCUUUCGUCGCCCCGAGGGCCCGCCAAAGCACCGAGAAACCAGGCGGCUUCCGACGGAGGAGAGGCUAUCUGGCGCGAUUAGAGACAGCGAUGAGGUUCCUCCUGCUGCUGCUGCUGUCCGCGCUCAUCGCGUGCUCCUGGACCGGCGUCGAGGCCGGCUCGGUCGAGGGACAGCGGCCGGUGUCCAGGACCAGGAGAGAGCCUCUCCUGGACGUCCAGCCGAGUCCCAAGGGUCUAGACCUGUCCCUGGAUGCCUGGCACAGCGUCCCGCCGUACCUCAGGCAGGUGCUGACGGCCAUCGACGACCGGCUGCGAGGGCUGGACGCGUUCGGGUCGGCGCUGCGGCUCACCCGCAUCGACUUCUCACUGGAGCAGACCCUGCGCAAGCUGGACGCCCUGGACAGCCGGCUGGGCAGGCUCGAGGCCAAGAUGGACCUCCGCCUGGAGAGUGACGCCUUCUCCCAGAGCAGGAAAGACAGCGUCGCACAGGGCAACGACGAACACCUGUCCAGGCGCCUCGAAGCCGUUGCCGACAAGCUCAACAAUAAGAUGUCCUUCUUGGAGACCAAGCUGGACAUGCGCGCCGAUCGACUCACCAACAAGCUGGAGCUCAUGGAGCGGGACCUGCAAGACUCCUCCGAGGACGCGCUCGAGAAGAUCGCCAGGGGUGACGAGUCCCGCGCUAGGCUCCAGUCGGACGUGUCCAAGAUACUAGACUCCCUGGACAAGAUGGACGCCUCCCAGCGACAGAUGGACACUGUUAUCCGCGCCGACGUCUCCGACGUCAUCAAGCGGUCUGACGCUAAGAUGGACCUCUUCAGCCAUGAGAUCCUCACCGUGGCGUCCCUGCUGCGCGCCAUUCAGACGGACGCCACGAGAACCUCGGCCGCCUGCCGGAGCGGCCCGGAGUCUCCGUCCUGGGAGCAGGUGACCAACCUGACCGACCUGGUCGAGAAGAUGCUUCGGGCGGGCACCGAGCAGUUCAACGAGAUCGACGCUGAUGUGGAGAGCUACACGCGCAAGGUCAUCAACGGCAUCCAUGGCCUGCACGAGCUGCGCCGCACUACCGAUGACUUCGUCCGCGGGGCCUUCCAGGACACCGUGGCCCAAGGCAAUCGGACGCGGGUCAUGGUGCGCGAGGAGUUCCGCAAGCUGCACGAGCAGAUUGAGCCGCUGCCCUUGAUCGAGCCGCGCCUCAGCCUGCUCAGCGAGGGACUCGAGCGCAAGAUCUCCGAGCUGAGCGCCACCGUGGACCACAGCUUCGCCACGCUGCUCGUGGCACAGAACUCGUUCAUCUCCUCCUGCCACCGGAUCCAGGAGGAGGAGAUCCAGCUGUACGACCUGCUCGAGCGCAUCAUCCACGAGAUGAGGAACAGGUCCCAGGGGGACACCCAGCGCAUCAGCGACCAGCUGCAGGGACACAGCGACCACGUGGCCGCCCUGCUCAGGGGAGCCGUCAACGCCGUCUUCGCCGCCGGAAACAGCACGCUCGACGAGGUACGCCGGCUCGUGUCUGAACCCUGCAGUCGCCAGCCGUGCUUAAAGGCGGCAACGAACGUCUCGACGAACGCCUCAACACCCACCAUGCCCUCCACAAGACCAGUGACAGGCAGGUCAGCAACAGUCCCCUUGCAACGGACCUUGGCCAGGACGUCCGUCAACGGCACCGCAGAGUACGAGUACUACGAUGACGUUAAGUAGUGUGUCGUCACUGUUUAUUGAAAAAUCCAAAAGUGAACUAGAAGCAAACACUCAAAUACGCCGUUCUUCCCAGGUUGCACAGUUCCGUGUACGUCAUAUUGCUUCGUCAGGCCCCUCUUCGACCAAUGUUGUAGCGCUAAGCUGACAGCGCGGUGGCAGAUAUACGUGCUCGUUGAACCAGUCAUACACGCGUCAAUCUUUGGCCAUGUGAUCAGGCGGCAGACGGUUGAUUGGUCCGUCCAGCGCGUAGCCUCCGCAGUUCUGUCAGCCUGGGGUGAACGGAGCAUAGCUUUCCCUCACCAGCGCCUGCCCUCACGCUGCUGCAGUGGUGCGAAGAAAGGAAAUAGAAACGGACACGGCUCAACUCAUGGAGACCGGAACGAACCCGCGCUACCUCCGCGUAGUGACCACGCGAUUCUUUUGGACCAUUGCACCCAACCUGAGCAGUGACCGAAACGCGUCACCCCCGCAAAUACUUGUCUCUCUUUAUAAACCAAUAUUUUACUUUUACCUGUAUAUAGAUAUCCUGCUUUUUAUCAGGACCUGAACUCUGCCGUUUUGCUUUCAGGCGGACUCAUCGAUCCCUUCAUAAACUCGAGGAUACAUUUCUACA